Lingula anatina is the source of this 1751-nucleotide messenger RNA. Its product is annotated as DNA polymerase subunit gamma-2, mitochondrial. Gene Ontology annotation, biological process: mitochondrial DNA replication. Gene Ontology annotation, cellular component: cytoplasm; mitochondrion. NCBI's taxonomy places the organism in Eukaryota, Metazoa, Brachiopoda, Lingulata, Lingulida, Lingulidae. The record is from RefSeq and is a predicted model, not a curated record.
UUGGAGAGAAUGCCUCGCUAUCAGUGUUGAAAAUAAAAGUGCCAAAACGAGACUGAUUUACAAAGAGAGGGAGACUUUUGACCAUGCUGGAAAAGAUCGCAAAACUAUGCACGAAGCAUGGUUUUGUAUUCCCCGUUGAAAGCAGGGUAAAUGGUUCCUUGCUCACAUGCUAUGACUUUGGGCCUAUGGGUGCAGCAUUUAGUAGUAAUAUACUGAAGGAAUGGUGGGAUUCAGUGGUGUUAAACAAACCAAGUAUUUACCCUGUAAUCAAUACUGCCCAGACCUCCUGUCCAGAUAGUGUUCCUAUAGGAAUGGACAAAGAAAAUCCCUUAUUUUUACCACCAUCACUGGCCAAAGGGACCUUAUUGUGGUAUCCAUAUGUCUUCAGUGAGAUGAAUCACAGACUUCCCCUUGGCAUUGUUCAGUGUGGAAAGUGUUUCACUAGAGAAAACAUAGAUCAGUCAAAAUUUAUAUACCAAAGUUCAGUAUUUACUCAGCUACUCUUACAAUACUUUGUGUCUCCAAAGGACACAAACAAGUGGUUUGGCUAUUGGGUACAGGAGAGGUUAAACUGGUGGAGAACGUUUUCUAAAUACCCACCAAAUUUUAUUACUGCUGACGAGGAAGAAAACGAAGAUUUGCACCAACAACAAAUUUGUAUAAAGUUUGCAUUUCCUUGGGGACUUGAUAAUGUUGAAACCAUCACAGUGAAAAGAGUAGAAACAAUCGGGGAGCUUGACACUUUAUCACAGGUAACAACAGGAAAGAAGUCAGUGGUUCCACAAUUGAUAGAAUCUUCCACAAUUCUAGAGCAGGCAAUGUUAGCGUAUCUUGUGGAUUCUUAUGAAGAAGGUGUGAAAAACAGUGACACUAAGGAAAUGAAGAAAGUCAUUCAUUUACAUCCAAGGUUAGCUCCAUAUAAAGUGGCUGUGGCAACUGUACACUCCCAAGACCAUUCAACCUCAGAAAUGAGAGAAGUUGCAGAUUAUGUUGGCCUAUUAUUGAGUGAAAGUGGCAUCAUGGCGCUCCACCUGAAGGAAUCUACUCUUGACAGUAUCUACACAAAAAUGGACGAGAGCGGUAUACCUUAUUGUGUUAUCAUUGAUGAGAAGACCUUUAUUAAUGGCGUGGUUUCACUGAGGUCUAGGGACACGUCAUUGAAGGACCAACUACAUUUAAGUGAUGUGAAUUGGUGCCUAGUUAAAAUAUUGGAAACAUAUUAGACUAUCUCUGGAAAUGAAAUCUCAGUGAGAAACAUUAAGGAAGUUAGCAACUUGUACAGAGCCUCAGACUGGAUCCAGUAUUCAUUUGAAUCAACCGUUUUGUAACAAGGCUAACUGAAAUGGUUUUGUCAUCAAGAAAUAUCCUUUUGCAUAUAAUGCGACUUGUUCCAGUUCCAUAGACUGGUUGGAUGACUUAAAGCAUUCAUUAAUACGUAAACAUCAGAGAUGGGGAGUUGGAAGUUCUGUUACUCACUAAUGGUUUGUUUAUUGAUGACUUUUUACAUUUUACAGGUUGUAUUAAUAACUCAAUUUAGUGGCCUGUUAAGGCCAAUCUUUACUUCUUGUUUAAUCAGAAAAAAAAAAGCACUUGAUGACCAUAGACUGCAGGUUUGAUCGAGGUAACAAAAAACUGGUGAAGAUAUUGAUAACGAGUUUGAGCAGAAUGAAGUAUUUCUCGAAAUACCUCUGCAUGACAUGAAAACCCUUAUCAUUGAAAUAAAAAGACGAUUUUAUGUAUAUAUAUAUAUA